Messenger RNA from Colletotrichum karsti, 1530 nucleotides. Its product is annotated as CND5p. The coding region runs from base 1 to 1530 and encodes 509 amino acids. Gene Ontology annotation, molecular function: iron ion binding; monooxygenase activity; oxidoreductase activity, acting on paired donors, with incorporation or reduction of molecular oxygen. NCBI's taxonomy places the organism in Eukaryota, Fungi, Ascomycota, Sordariomycetes, Glomerellales, Glomerellaceae. The record is from RefSeq and is a predicted model, not a curated record. The transcript is spliced from 4 exons.
AUGGGUCAUCUUUCUGAUGUCGUCGCAGCUUACACGCCUCAAGGUCCCCAGGCCUGGGUUUCACUUCUACUGGUGGCAUUUGCAGUCUACUCUGUGCAGUUAGUACUUAGGAGGCUCUACUUCCAUCCCCUAUCCAAAAUACCUGGGCCAUUUCUUGCGCGGACGACGUACUGGUACGAAUUCUAUCAAGAUGUUAUCCUGGGCGGGGUGUAUGUGAAAAACUACCCUGCUCUUCACGAGAAAUAUGGUCCUGUCAUCAGAGCCAGCCCAGAUCGAGUUCACGUCAGUGAUCCCGACUUCUUCCAUGAGGUCUACUCGUCUGGGUCCAAGUACAUGAAGGAUCCUGCCUUUUUUCAGUCAUCUGGUGGCAUUCCCGAGGCGCUUCCUGCUAUUGUCGACGUCGAGUAUCAUAGGCGCCGGAGGAGGCUCAUCAACGACUUGUUCUCCGCCAAGUCCAUGGAAGCACUGUCUCAUCUCGUUCUGAAGGUUGUCCAAAACGCCCUUAAGAAGUGCCAUGAGCAUCAUGACGAGAGAAAGGUUCUCGACAUCCAGCGUCUCUACACCGGCAUCACCAUCGACACCAUCAUGCGAGUUCUCUGCGACCGCACGCUCAACUUCAUCGAGGCGACGGACGAGGAGCCGCCCUUCCUCGCAACCCUGCGCACGUUCUCGGAGAGCUUCUUCCUCUUGAAGCACUUCCCAAUCCUCAUUUGGAUGGCGCUCAACAUCCCGAAGAGAAUCGCCGCCAAGAUGAUCCCGGGAGAGUUUGAGUUCCGCGCCAACAUCAACCAGUGGAUCCGCGACCGUGCCGCGGAACACAAUCUCGGCGUAGGGAAGGCCAGCGACGGGCGUAAGACCGUCAUUGAUCUUUUGCUGCUUCCCGAGGACGGGGGCAAGCCGUUGACGUACCAGGCCGUCGAGGACGAGACCUACUCGUUCGCCUUUGCCGGGACGCACACCACCAGCCAUACCAUGAGCAUGGGCACUUACUACCUGCUAAGCAACCCGAGUAAGCUUCAGAAGCUUCGAGAUGAGCUGAAGACGGUGCCCAAGAACGAUCAAGGACUUUACGAGUACAAAACUGUGCGGUCCCUGCCGUACUUGAACGCCUGCAUCAAGGAGUCCCUCCGCAUGUCCUCGCCCGUUCCCGGCAUUCUUCCGCGUCUUGUCCCCGACGCCGGCAUGACCUGGAAAGGUCACUUCCUACCAGGGGGCACCUCCGUCUCUAGUUCCGUACGCUCGGUUCACGACAACCCUGAUGUCUUCCCUGAUCCCGCUCAAUUCAUCCCCGAGAGAUGGCUGGGGAACAAUAACUUGGACCACUACCUCGUUGUCUUUGGAAAGGGCUCUAGAGCUUGUAUUGGUCUGAACGUUGCUUGGAUGGAGACCUACCUCACCUUCUCCAACUUCUUCUCCUCGUUCGACAUGAGUCUCUAUGAAACCAACGAAGCUACCACAGAUUGGACUGACUGCGGAAAUGCUAUGAUCAAGAAGCACGUCAGAGUUAAGAUUGAUUCCAUCGCAGUCUAG